Molecule: messenger RNA, 519 nt
Organism: Galleria mellonella (greater wax moth)
Lineage: Eukaryota; Metazoa; Arthropoda; Insecta; Lepidoptera; Pyralidae
Product: integumentary mucin C.1-like
Exons: 2
Coding region: 1-519 (172 amino acids)
Source: RefSeq, a predicted model, not a curated record
AUGUUUCUCAAUGAGGAGCAUUGUUUGCGCGCGCAGCCUGGCCGCCCUGUCGCCGCCGCCGUAUAUGCGACACCGCGCCCACCACCACCACCACCACCACCACCCAAUGCAGGUAAUACUGUAUGUUCUGCUGGUGAUGGCGGCCGCCCUGAGCGACACCGCGCCCACCACCAUAUGCUGGUGAUGGCGGCCGCCCUGAGCGACACCGCGCCCACCACCACCACCACCACCCCCACCACCCACACUGCAGGUAAUCACUGUCAAAUGGCUCGGCCAGCGAGCAGUCCGUGUUCUGCUGGUGAUGGCGGCGCCCUGAGCGACACCGCGCCCACCACCACCACCACCACCACCACCCACACUGCAGGUAAUCACUGUCAAUGGCUCGGCCAGCGAGCUGUCCGUGUUCUGCUGGUGAUGGCGGCCGCCCUGAGCGACACCGCGCCCACCACCACCACAACCACCACCACCCACACUGCAGGGUCGCGGCUCGGCAGCGAGCUGUCCGUGUUCUGCUGGUGA